Molecule: messenger RNA, 3309 nt
Organism: Oryzias latipes (Japanese medaka)
Lineage: Eukaryota; Metazoa; Chordata; Actinopteri; Beloniformes; Adrianichthyidae
Gene: perm1b
Product: PPARGC1 and ESRR induced regulator, muscle 1b
Biological process (GO): response to muscle activity; regulation of DNA-templated transcription
Cellular component (GO): nucleus; cytoplasm
Source: RefSeq, a predicted model, not a curated record
GUCUGCCACAUGCAAGGGCAGAAGGACAUCGACGCUGACAUGCCCCUGCAGGAAAACAGACGCUUUGAGGCCGGGGGAACUGUGUGUCUGCAGCUGGAGAACAUGUGAUAAUGGAUGACUUAGAUCACAGCAUUCACAUUGCUGAGAAUGACUGGAGCACCUUCUGUGACGAGAGCGAGGAGUGCGAUCUGCUGCAGCCGUCGCUGGCCUACCCUGACGACUGCAGCCUCAGCGAUGCAGAGCAUUCAGGAAACUCCACUUCAGUUGUGCAGCAGCUAACACAAAGAGGCCCUGAUGCAAACUGUGAUGGAAGGGAAAGCAACACCACAGAGGGGACAGUUUCAGAGCAGCCUGACAAAAGUGGAUGUGUGCUGGAUGUUGCAACACGCGUGAAACUGGUGGAAACCUGUGGCUGGCGUCCUGGAGGAGAUGCCUUCAGCGCAGAGGAGACGGACUCACAGGGAACUAUAAAGACAGGAACGGGAGCCCUGCAGGCUGACUUCAUCAAUAAUCAGAGUUCAGGAGCUGGAAAGGAUAAAUAUUUGCAAACAAAGAGUGACCAGAACUCCCCAAGGGAACUUGAUCCAACUCCUUGUAAUCAAGACUUGCAGAAUGUCAAUGAGCCAGGCACUACAGGGAUGAUGGAGGUGAAAGUAGAGAAGGAUCGGUGGUUUGUGACAGUGAACGAGAAACCCUGGAGGCAGCGAGGGCAUUCGAGUACUUUGAAAAAAAAACGCCAACAAAAAAGCACUAAUGAGGGAAGUCCUCUGACAUCGUCGGGAAGCGACGUAGACAAGGAGAAAACGAAAACGGAGUCAAAUGUAAUAAAGGACACAGAGUUAAAACCAAGCCAAAGUUUAGGAAACAAACAAACUGUAAGUUUAGUAGAAAAACGGGCUGUAUUUCAGGAGGAAACCACCAAUACAUGCAGGCCCGGCCCCACAGCAUGGACACCGAUGGAGGACAAACUCUGUCACGAGUCUGAGGACUUCUCCAGUCACAGCUCUGAAGCUGCUCAAUCAGCGGAGGAUUCUUCUCUUCACGACCUUUUCAUGGAAAACCAGCUCUUUCAAAGCUCAUUACUGCUCCCAGGUGAUGGGCUUGAGCCCAGCUCCACUAACAACUCUGACCAAACUAAUGGAGGACAAAUGCACAGUUCUGAUAGAACUCUGUCCAGCACCUCAACGGCCGGCGCUGACACCCCCCUCGCAUGCUCAUCUGCAGCUCAGGAAACCUCAGAUGGUAGAGGUGAAGAUGCCGCACGCACCAAUAACAGACAUUCGGGAACACAAACUCCAACAGAAAGCCUUCAGGCUGCUCCACAGGGGGACAGACUUGACCCCGCUCAGGUCUCGGCCCCAGCUCCUGACAGCCCUGAAAGGCACGCCAGAGCUGAGGGCAACACUCGGCCCGUGUACGCCAUCUCCACUUUCUGGGACCACAUGGAAAAACUCACGAUCAACGAUAUUUUACACCUUAGGAUGGGAGCAAGCAGGGCCCCCAGACAGGAUCCGGAGGUGCCACAUGGAGACGAUGUCACGGAUGCAGGUGACACAGCAGACUCUGACUACUUCACACAGUCGGAUGAAUCCAAACCGGAGCAGGCAGGUUGUGAGUUCUCCACCUCGGAUUUUGAGGAGGAAUAUUGGCAGCAUAUUGGUGCGGGAAGGAACGUGAGCUCUGAUUCUGACAGUGAAACGCAGCAAAGCUGUUUUGUUUCUGGCGACGAUACAAACUCUGAAGGAGGAGCUACACCCGUUCCUCUGGAGGAGGUACCAGGACAACAUUUGGACUCUCAGGAACCUCAAACUUUCUUCAUGGGGCCACAACAGAUGAAAAAAAGCAAAUCUUUCUUCAACAUAAGCAGCCUUGUAGAAGAGGCCUCACCUUUGCUGUCCUUACUGGAUAAUAAUGGUGGCAGUCUAUCUCUCUGCACAUUUCAGAAUUUUGAGGAAAACAAGGACUUUAUAGUGAAUAGCCUGGAAACACCCGUUUGUUCUCCUCUGUUCUGCAUGGAUGUACCGCCAAUCCAUCACCAGAUGUCUUUCUCAGAGACGUUUCAGUACUUUUUCACAGACACUGAAGCGAAGGUCCAGCUUUAUGACCCAGAGGACAUAUCCGUGAUUCCUGCCUUCUGCUGCACUUGCAGUGCCUUUAUGGAGCAUUUACCCCAAAUUCCUGUCCAGGGUUGUAGGGAAAAGCCCAUCCCUAUUUUCUCCACAGUCAGACACCUCACAUUCCCAAAACAGUCCUUUGCUCCCAUGAAUUCAGACGAUGAGGAGCUGGAGAAAGGCUCUCCGAUCAGCACAGCAUCGUAUUCUGUCCUCCAAGCUGGUCCUCAUGGAGCCUCAGCAGCAGCCGUGGGUGGAUCCUGCUGGUGGAGGAGUUUCCAGUCACUGCGGAUGAUUGGCUUCCUGGACAAAGGCAGCAUCUGGAGCGGAAGAUCCGGAGUAUGGAGCUUUCCAGCCGUGGCACCCGGAGGCGGAGGAGCCUUCCCAGCUUCUCCUGAGGCGUUCAGAGGAGAUGAGGAGUCGCAGAAGGUCACGCAAACCUUUUGGACAACAAAGCAACAUGGGAUUUUCUCUUCAGUAAAGCAGUCAGACAUGUGUUUAGUCUGCAUUGCUUUCGCCUCCUGGGUACUAAAAUCCUCGGAUCCAGAUGCUGCUGAUGCCUGGAAAGCAGCUCUUUUAGCGAACGUGAGUGCUUUGUCGGCGAUCCAGUACCUGCGACAGUACGUGAAGAAGAAGGCUCCUCUCUCGGGUCACCUCUGAGGCCGGCACACACACUGAGGAAUCUCCAAACAGUCUCCCUUGGGUCCAUCCACAGCACAUGCUUCUCUGCUCUGAGCCCAAACUGCUGCAUCCUGGUGGGGUUUUCCUGCCGUCUCAUUCCUCUGUCUGGACCAUGACUUCAUUGGUGUCAUGGUGGAGAGGAUUUCAUGUAAUCCAUGGACACCAGUGAAGAUCACAAAUCAUUGAAGAAAAAAGGUUCAGAGCACUGUCUUGUGUUUCUGGAUUUUUUUUUUUUGGCCAAAACAGAAUUUUAGGUUUUAGACUUACAAAUAUAGCAAGAACAUUGACCUCUCUUGCUACAAAAGGUUGGGGAUAGUUUGUGGAAACUGCUUUAAUCACCGGAUGAAAUACCAAAUUACAGACCCUAAAGUUGUUCUCAUUCAAAUGUACAAAAGAGCCAUUUCAGAUGACAUUAGGCUGGUCAGACAGAAACGAUGUUGGGGUGCACUGUUCCAGUUUGCUCUGUAGAUGUCAUUCUCCAUCAUGGAAUAAAAAAUAAAAAAUAUAUUUUUCUUCA